This is a messenger RNA of Tachysurus vachellii, 951 nucleotides long. RefSeq names its product interleukin 12a (gene il12a). NCBI's taxonomy places the organism in Eukaryota, Metazoa, Chordata, Actinopteri, Siluriformes, Bagridae. The transcript has 7 exons. The record is from RefSeq and is a predicted model, not a curated record. The coding region runs from base 26 to 652 and encodes 208 amino acids.
CUCCAGUUUUAGACUGUUGAACAUCAUGUACGGCUAUUUUAUGCUGAUGUGUAUUGCGCUUGUGAGCCGCGUUGCCGUGGCGUCUCCAGUGCGCGCGUCCAGGAGCGUCCAAAGCGACUAUGAGCUCUGCACCACGAGCGCCAGGAGCCUGCUCACCACUCUCAAGCGCGUGCUCGAGAAAUCCACAGUGACACAGCCAGAAAAAAUGGGAUCCAAUACACUGUUUCAUGGAUUCAACUGCACAGACCUGGGAGCAGUGAUGAACCCAAACACACAGACUGCGAGUGUGUGUCAGCCCACUCAGGAAGUGACAUGCUCGGAUCAAAAAACCUCUCCAUUCAGUCAGAAUAAAUGUUUGCAGAACAUUGCUAAUGAUCUGGACUAUCAUCGAUCCAUGCUUGCUGAAUAUGUGAGUACUCUGGAUCAGAAGUCCAACUCGGAGUCUGUCAAGGAGCUGAACUCUAUUACACAAUCGAUACGUAAUCUUCAGCAGAGCUGCAAACUGCUGCCUGAACCCGAGUCUUCGGAAAAUAAGUGGACCCCCACUAGCUCUUUUGAAGACCGUAAGGACUUGUGCAAGCAGCUAAAAGGCUUCCAAGUGCGCACCAUCACCAUCAACCGAGCACUCGGUUACAUCUGCGCCGGGGAGUAAAAGAACUGAUUCUGCACUUCCACUACAAUCAUCAUCAUCAUCAUCAUCAUCAUCAUCAUCAUCAUCUCCUUCUAAAAUCCCAAUACUAAUUGUUAAAUUGUUAUUUAUUUAAAAAGUGGCUGUGUAAAACUCUGCACUACUACACCCCUUAUUUAUUUAAAUCUAUGUGACAAGAAUGUAUAAGCUAACUACAUCUCUGUGGUUGUCGACUGACACCUUGUGGGGUAUUUACUUGUUGUCCAAUAACUUAUUUGUAUGUAUUUACAUACACAACUAUUUAUUGAAUUGGUGCACACAGU